Messenger RNA from Racocetra persica, 413 nucleotides. NCBI's taxonomy places the organism in Eukaryota, Fungi, Glomeromycota, Glomeromycetes, Diversisporales, Gigasporaceae. The record is from the annotation of a GenBank genome assembly.
CAACUCAGGAAGUUAGUACCUUUAAGCAAACGGCAACUCAGGAAGUUAGUGCCUUUGAACAACCCGUAAUUCAGGAAAUUAGUGCCUUUGAGCAAACAGCAACUCAGGAAGUUAGUGCCUUCGAACAAACAGCAACUCAGGAAGUUAGUGCCUUCGAACAAACAGCAACUCAGGAAUCUAAUGCUCUUGAACAAACAGCAACCAGAGAAUUUAAUACCCUUAAACAAGCAACGACUCAUGAGCAAAAUACAACACAAGAAUUUAGUGCUCUUGAUAAAUCAGCAGCUCAAAAAGUUAAUGAAAACCCAAUCUCACUAGAAAUUGGCAAUAAUGAUCAGCAGUAUAACUACUAUUCCGAUUAUGACUAUGAUGGCUAUAACAGCUAUUAUCGCAGCAGUAGUAUAAAACAUUAA